Molecule: messenger RNA, 759 nt
Organism: Suillus fuscotomentosus
Lineage: Eukaryota; Fungi; Basidiomycota; Agaricomycetes; Boletales; Suillaceae
Exons: 2
Coding region: 1-759 (252 amino acids)
Biological process (GO): protein phosphorylation
Molecular function (GO): protein kinase activity; ATP binding
Source: RefSeq, a predicted model, not a curated record
AUGGUGGGCCGACGUGUCCUUCACGGAGAUCUCAGCCCUAACAAUGCUAUUAUUUACCAAGGAAAAGGCUAUUUUAUUGACUUUGACCAUGCAAAGUUUCUCAAUGAUGAUGGGAAAGCAGAUCCAAGUCCACACGGUACUGGAACUGUACCCUACAUAUCUUUUCGCGUUCUCCGCCUAAUGGGAGAUGGUCAUUUGGUCCAACAUAUGCCCUGCGACGAUCUCGAGUCACUUUUUUACAUCCUGCUUGAGUUUACCGUGAUAUAUCUAGGACCGAAGGGCAUACUGGCCCCCCAACCCAGUCCAGAAGCUUUGCGACGGGAUGCCGUUUGGAGGUGGGCGGUCUCCUAUGAAAACAUGACCCAAGAUGGUCUCGCGACCAGCAGUAUUUGGAAGCGGGAAUUCAUCAAUGGUCUGGCUGACCCACCCUUAAUCACUCCAUACUUUAUCCUCUGCUGCCCCCUCCUUGAAAAGUGGUGUUGCACAAUUUCUCUUGCAAGUUCUCAGUCAACUGCCCUGUCUCACAAUACAAUAUGCGAUAUUCUAAUGUGGGACUUAAGCAUGAUCAGUCAGCAACUUUCUCAGAUACAUCCUCCUGCACUUCUAGCACCUCUAUCUACACCAGAACCAACCAUCGCUCUAUCGCCUCCUCCUGCACCUCCAUCUGCACCGGAAUCAACCAUUGCUCCACUGCCUCCUGAUAUUUCUGUAGCUGUUCAUCGGUCUCGUCGGUCAAAGAUGGCACCUGUCAAAUGCUAA